AUGGCAUCUGCUGAAUUUGAUACUCUUUACAAGAUUCUCAUUAUCGGCGACUCAGCUGUUGGCAAGAGCUGCCUUCUGCUUCAGUUUUCCGAUCAAACUUUUAGUGAAAAUUAUGUUUCAACAAUUGGUGUUGAUUUCAAAAUCAGAACUCUUGAUAUCGACGGACAGAAUAUAAAACUCCAGAUUUGGGAUACAGCCGGUCAGGAGCGUUUUCAAUCAAUUACAUCAAAUUAUUACCACGGAUCUCACGCUAUUGCAAUUGUUUAUGAUAUUACAAACCGUGACUCCUUCGAAAACGUCCGUAAGUGGAUAAACGAUGUAGAUAGAUUAGCAACUCCACAAGUUGUUAAGCUUAUCGUCGGAAAUAAGACAGAUUUAGAAGAAAAGAGGCAGGUUAGCAAGAAUGAGGGCCAAGCAUUCGCUGAUUCCCUCGGUGUUCCAUUUAUCGAGACAUCAGCCAAGAAUGCUUCGAAUGUUCACGAAAUGUUCAUCAGAAUGUGCAAAGCUAUUUCUGCUCGCCGCGUUGGAAACAAGAUGGCCGGCCAGCCAGGAAAACCAAUUCCAAAGCCCGGAAGAGCUGUUGAACAAGGCUGUUCUUGCUAA
Molecule: messenger RNA, 603 nt
Organism: Trichomonas vaginalis G3
Lineage: Eukaryota; Parabasalia; Trichomonadida; Trichomonadidae
Product: GTPase, Ras family, Rab subfamily
Exons: 1
Coding region: 1-603 (200 amino acids)
Molecular function (GO): GTP binding; GTPase activity
Source: RefSeq, a predicted model, not a curated record